Molecule: messenger RNA, 2337 nt
Organism: Stegodyphus dumicola
Lineage: Eukaryota; Metazoa; Arthropoda; Arachnida; Araneae; Eresidae
Biological process (GO): chromosome segregation
Cellular component (GO): MIS12/MIND type complex
Source: RefSeq, a predicted model, not a curated record
GGUAGACGGCAGUCAUAGAAGCGGCGGAUCAUACUGCGCAUGCUCGCCGUUUCGUGACCUGCUGGCCGUAGCGUAGCCAAUGAUCGCUUGAGUACAAAUGUAAACCCAUCAGCGGUAUAUUUUUAAAAAUUUGAUCAGCGAAGUGUACUGUGUAAAAGUAGCAGUCUUGAAAAAAGAAAUUAAUUCAAUCGAAAACUUUAAGAAAUUUCAUUUUUGAAUCAUAGUUUCGACCCUUCGUGAAAUUAAAAUGGCAUAUGCCAGUACCGUUGUGAACGAUGAUAUAGUUAACAAAGAUAGUGAAGGAAUUAGUAAAAGUCGGAAUGACGAUACUAGAAUUUCGCAAAGUGCCUUUACAGUUGUGAACGAUGAUAAAGUUAGCAAAAAUAGUGAUAGUGAAGGAACUAGUAAAAGUCGGAAUGAUGAUACUAGAAUUUCGCAAAAUGUCUUUACAGUUGUGAACGAUGAUAAAAUUAGCAAAAAUAGUGAUAGUGAAGGAACUAGUAAAAGUCGGAAUGAUGAUUCUAGAAUUUCGCAAAAUGUUCUUUUAGAUUUGCCCGCCGAAGACCGAUUGAAGACUUAUUUUCAAAACGCUCUCUCUUACACUCUCCAAAAAUAUUUGGAUUCUGUUAAAUUUUCUGUGUUUAAAAGAGGAUAUCCAGAACUAUAUGAAAAAAGUCGUGGCAAUUUAAGAGAAUUUUAUAAACAAUUUAAAUCUCAACUUAAGUCCAGCGUUCAGAUUGAUCUAGAUAACUUAUGUCAGCAGACUAAUACUGGUACAUUGUUAUGUGAAUUGGAUAAGCUGAUAAAAGAAAAGAAAACAAAUAUUAACGGUCAUUCUUGGAGGCCAUCUGGAAAUCCAGAAGAAGAUAUUAAGGAUCAUGUUUAUCAAGAAAAGCAAAACUAUGAAGAACAGCUGAAGAGUUAUUUGCAAAUAUUAAAGACAGAAAAAGAAGAGCUAGAAACAGAAUUAUCUAAAAAUCAUGAAGCUAUUUUACAACUACAGAAGGAACACCAUGAACUCCAUGAUGCAUUGGGUGUAACUUUGAAGUCUGUAAAUGAUGUUGGAAUUCAGAUAGAAGAUGUCAUCCAUGAUAUACAGGAAACAGAAAAUUGAAGUUUUUUUAAUAUGCUGGAAAUUAAUUAAGAUUUUUAAAUAUAAGUGUGCUUUGCACAUAUAUUUGCUAUAUGUAUAUUAAAUUAAAAUAUUUUAAAAUUUUAAUUAAAUUUUAAAUUGUAAUUUAAAAAGUAUCGUUUCAACAUUAAAUGUAUUAAUAUGCUUUUCACCAAGUUUACUGUUGCAAAACUGCUAUUUUCUUCAUCUUAUGAAUUGAAUGAAGUAUAUUUGUUCAAUUGUUUUUUAAGUUAUUUUAAUUGUUUUGUUUUGUGUUUUGUUUGUUUGUAAAUUGUUUUGUAUUAGAAUCUGUACAAGUGUUCCAGAGAAAUACAUUGUAAUAUAUCAUCUACUGUAAAUCUGGAACUUUGUCCAUAGAUCCCCCCCUCCCGGUUUUAUGAUUUUUUUAUUAGUGCUAUGUAUUUUUAAGCCUUUUUUAAUUAUCUUUUGUGAAGUUCUGCUUUUGUACAGAAUGCAAACAGUUGAUGCAGAUCUUAAUAAUGUUUGUGUAUGUAUUUAACUAUUACAAUACAAAUUAAAUUAUCCCAUUUCCUCUGUUCAUUGAAUCAGAUCAGACAUUUGUCUGUAAUUACCAUACUUUUUUCUUCUCCCCAACAACUGAAAUUGUUCUUUCUUAAACUCUUUCUCAAAUUUUAAUGGUAUAGAAUAAUGUAAUAUUUAAAUGCUCAAAUAAUACAGAAUAAGUUCUCUGGCUAUAGCAUUACUUAACAAAAAAAUAAUAAUAAUACUGAGGAUGAUAAUGAUAGAAAGUGGCUGAAUAGUCAAAUGCUGCUAACUAAAAAAUAAAGUUCUAAUUUAUUUUCUCCCUUCUUUUAGAAUAUCUUCCUAGUGUAAGCAUAGCACAUUCACCAUGUACUCAAGAGGUCCAGGAUUUAAGUUCCGACAAGAGUAUUGCAAAUUUUUUCAUCAGUUUCCUAACAUCGAAAAAUUCUAAAAUGACUGCACAAUUGGCACCCAGACUAAAAGAUGAUGGAUGAUAAAUCGUCACCGCUAGGAUUUGGUGAUUGGGUCCCUUAAUCCCUCAUUGCCCUUUAAAAAGGGAAGUAUAUAAGAUACUCCCAUCAUGCCUUUGUGAUGAACUGUAGCACACUCGAGAUGCAUUCGAGAGGUCCAGGGUUUGGGUCCCAGCAAGGGCACUGCACAUGUUUUACAUCUCCUGCUUUAAAAAAAAAAAAAAAAAAAAAAAAAAAAAAAAAAAAAAAAAA